Aspergillus luchuensis is the source of this 1548-nucleotide messenger RNA. RefSeq lists its product as uncharacterized. Lineage: Eukaryota; Fungi; Ascomycota; Eurotiomycetes; Eurotiales; Aspergillaceae. The record is from RefSeq and is a predicted model, not a curated record. The coding region runs from base 1 to 1548 and encodes 515 amino acids. The transcript has a single exon.
AUGUUCAUGCCCCUUGUGCACCAAGCGUUCCAUGUCCACACAGGCUCUUACCCAAGGUUUGAGAACGUCCCAUAUCUUCCAUUCAUCGUCUCUGCCACACUGAACACAUGUCGGUAUAUCCACAUUGCAUCCGCCAUUCAAAUCCUUAGCGUAGAGGAUCUGUUCGUUGGCCGAAUUCCCAAGACGCCUCUUCCUCUCGACUCCGUGCUCCUCGAAGCCCUCUUGCAAUCUCUCAAGGCACUUCCUGACCAGGUAUGCUGGUGGCGCGAAGCACUGGAAGCCGGCCGUGAAGAUGCAUGGUUCUCCAUUCUGCUGCUCCAACUGCCCAAUUUGCGCAAGCUGGAGCUCAAAUACCUCGACGCAAAUUCGCCAUACCUGCAGUCCAUUCUAUCGCGGCUGACUGACCCAAAUGACCCUCUCACAGGUCUUACCCAGCUAUCAGAGCUGAACUUCAGCCCUCAGAUGCCUGUUGACUGCUCAUAUCUAUCUAGCUUCAUACCGUUUACCCAGCUCCCUUCAAUACGGAAGAUUCGCCUCGUUAGAGCCAUUGAUAACUACCAACCCCCAUCAUUCACAGAAGAAGGCGAUGCAACCGACUUGCUUGACGCAUCAUCUCUUUUCCCGAUCCUUCCGGUGUAUCAAUCUUAUUUCCACUCCGACCUAACGCACCUUACCCUCCACGGCUGCUCCACCAUUGCAACACUCCCAAGCCUCCUUACACGCCUCCCCAAGCUCAAGUCCCUCAUCUACCGCCAUUACGACAGAGGACUCCCACAAGUCAAUACGCAAGCAACCACCGACCAUACCAACCAGAAUGCUGGGAUCAGUACCUCAAUGCGCCAGGCAUCACCCGUUGCUCAAACACAGUAUGUCGCUACUUCAACACCGACCAAUAUCUUGAACCCAGUUGAGCUGUACCAGGGUCUGACUGAAGCGUCGUGCAACUCUCUUCAAGAACUCUGGGUGACUGUCGAGAGAUCUCUCCGUAUGAAGGAAUACGAGAGACGUACGCAGGACCUUCCAGGAAUCCCUAUCGGGGACCUAAGGGUAUUUUACUCGCUACGGCAGGUGCGGAUUCGUGUGGAUAAUCUCCUAACAGUGGUGCGGAAUGGUGGCAGUCCCCAAAACGGCCAUUUCUCCAAUGUCUGGGCGAGUAAUAAUCUAUGGGAUGUCUUACCUUUGAGUCUGGAAGGACUGUUUCUGGAGGAUUGUGAUCGGGGAAUAUUGCCUGUGCUAGCGAGCCAACUGAGGCAGGUAUUGGAGAGUCAGGUAGGAAUGAAGGAGUAUGUGUUGUUCCCUCUGAUGACAACUGUCGUGUUGCAGCAGCCGAUCGAUGAGGUGGACCGCGUGCCUUUCGUGUGUCCACCGAAUAUACCCCACUAUUCCCUGGAGGCGUUUCAGCUGGAAUACAAUCAUCGGAAGGCCGCGAAUGAUAUUCAGCCGGAUAUAUACGCUCUCUUGAUGGCGUUAAAGAAGAGAUUUACUAUGUUUGAUCUGGAACUGAAGGUGCUUGAUAAAUGGGACAGAGACGAGACUUUCCCUAUGUAG